Messenger RNA from Maniola jurtina (meadow brown), 3403 nucleotides. RefSeq lists its product as uncharacterized. The record is from RefSeq and is a predicted model, not a curated record. The transcript has 13 exons. The coding region runs from base 421 to 2961 and encodes 846 amino acids. Lineage: Eukaryota; Metazoa; Arthropoda; Insecta; Lepidoptera; Nymphalidae. Gene Ontology annotation, cellular component: membrane.
AGUUCAGCAAAGACGUUGUGGCCUGCGGGCUAUUUCGCGAUGAUCGGCUUCAUCUUGGGAACUAAGAUGGGACCAGAAGCGCCCCGACCUCAGCUAUUAUCCGCAAGGUCUUCAGAUCACCAGUCGAUUUAGCCAUCCCCACCAAUCGCCGUGACACUUCUUAAACGAGGAUAAUUUGCUAUUAUUUGUAAAUUGGCGUCUCGCGACGUCCGCUCCUGCCUGUCCGCUUCGCAGUCGUUCGGUAGCACGGGACCCUCCUGGCUUCCCGCUGCCACCGAACUACGACGUGUAAUCCUUAAAUAAAUAAUCGUCACAUCACCGACAACCUCUGCCGCCGAUCCGAGCGCCAGUCGAUAAGAUAUAUCUCGAGCACAAACACUGUAACUUAGUUAUGAAAAUGUGAAUGCUUGUGAAAGAGAAAUGGCAAGAUCGUUAGACGAUAUCCCGAAAAAGUACACCGAUGAAGACAACACUAUGGACGACGACAGCGAACACCCUCCAGGAUGUUUUCGCAGGAUGGUAGUUUCGUUACGGAUCAAUCCCAAUCUCGUUAUGUUAAAAGUGACUCUAUUUGUGAUGUACGGAGCAACCGCGUCUCUAUUACCAUAUUUGACGAUUCACAUGCAGAGUAUAGGACUAACUGUGCCUGAAAUUUCUUUUGUGUAUUUAGCUUUACCAUUUACUACAUUUUUAAGUCCGCCUAUAACAGGAUUUCUAGUUGAUCGCUUCGGAGAGUAUAAACCAGUAGUUAUCACGGCUCUCAUUUUAAACGCAGCAUUUCAUCAUUCCCUGCUUCUGAUUCCGCAUCAAGAAACGCCUGGAGUAAUGCCAUCGGCUUAUGUUAUGCGCCAUCCAAUUAAACGGAGCGUUGAGAUUUGGUGGAGCCCAUGUCCUAGCAGAGAAUGUCCCGAUGAAGAUGAACAGGUUGAUUUUGUUCUUGAUCGAUGUAUAGACCAUUGCAUGUUAUCUAUACCGACCGAACGCCCGGAGGUUGAUCCAGCUGACGAUAAAGAUGAUUUAGAUUUCCAUAUAGAGCACAAAUUUCAUCCACCACGUCUCACCAACGCCAGCUUCCUUAAUAUGACUGACGAUGAUGAAGAAUUUAACGAUGCAGCAUUCUUUUUAAUAGAAGUUCAUGACGAUUUAGGUGAACCGAAAGAACAACUUGGAAUUGAAAUGGAAAGGGACGACAAUGAUACAGUAACAGAUUUCAGAUCAAGGUUUGGCGAGAAACUACUGCUUGCUCAAGGUGUAAAUAUUACUGCUCUUGAUAAGGAAGAUCUAAGAUGCGGUGGUCUUGUAAUGCUGCAUAAUAUGACAAAACUUUCGCAACAACGACUGGAAUCUUUAUCAGCUGACUGUAUGGUCCAAAAAUGUGACUUUAGAAAAGGAGGCCCGGACAUAUGCCCUCCUGAUUACAAAGAGAGCGAUGACAAAACUUUUUACAUUUAUUUCUUUUUACGCUUCAUGGGAACUAUCAUGUUAUCUGCCGGCGUUACGAUCAUGGAUCCUAUAGCAUUAACAAUGAUACAAAAGUAUGGGGGAGACUUUGGUAGAGAAAGGCUAUUUUCUAGCAUUGGAAUGGCAAUUUUUUCUCCUAUCACAGGCAUGCUCAUAGAUAUGAGGAGUAAACAAGUUGGCUACACCGACUAUUCAGCAGCUUUUUAUACGUAUGACGUCUUACUCCUAAUAUCAGCAAUCACCGUCGCUGUAAUGCCCCUAGGAGCAAAACUACCGGCUGAUAAUUUACUACACGAUUUAGUGAACAUAAUUAAAAUGCCACAUAUAAUCAUUUUUAUAUUCUUCCUUUUUGCUCUAGGAAAUUUUUGGGGGUUUAUUGAAUCAUAUUUAUUUUUAUAUUUGAAGGAAUUAGGUGCUCCAAAUUUCUUGCUAGGAAUAACCGUGACCGUGGGAACACUGAGCAGCAUCCCGUUCCUCUACGGCGCAGACGCUAUCACAUCUCGUAUUGGGCACGUCAACGUCAUCAUUGUUGCCUUCUUCUCUCAUGCGGCGAGGCUUGUUGGUUAUUCCUUUAUAGAAAACUCGUGGUGGUGUUUUCCCUUCGAAGCCAUGGAAUCGUUGUCUGUACAUUUAAUGUGGGUUGCAGCAGCGACAUACUGUGCGAUGUUAGCUCCAAAGAACCUUUUGGCAACACUGAUUGGUGUCCUUGGAAUGGCUCAUUUCAGUUUAGGAAGGGGCAGUGGUAGCUUUGGAGGUGGGCUUCUCAUUGCUUCUUUGGGUACGAGAGAAGCUUUUCGGUACAUGGGUCUUAUCGCUUUCCUUGGUGGUGUUCUGUAUGGCCUCUUGCAUUAUUUCUGGCUAAGAAAAACCACUAUGACUGGAUUUCGUGAUGCUGUUGAUCCUGAUACGGAAAGCGGGGAAGGUGACAAGCUAAACAGCGAGCCUUUACGCAAGGAUGCGGAGACUAUGGUGUCACUGGAGAGACUGCAUAUAAUCACUCGCUUUAACCCACUAGGUUCUUUGCAUUCCCUGUCGAGAGGCUCGCGAGCGAGGCUUUCCCAAGGCGACAUCAACGAGCUAUGCCGCAGCCGCAGCGGCAGCAACAGCCAGCGCCGCUGCAGCAACAUCGAGAUAUCACCCAAAUCUCCUCAAGGCUCCGCCUCCAAAGUGGACCUGCUUCGAUCUGCGCUGGAGAUCAGUCACCAGCAGGGCAAGGGGCAUAUAUCCAACCCUGUGCUGUCCAGUCAGACUAGACCUACGUAUAAGCUAGCCAAUAGCGCACCAAAGUUAACUCAACGAAACAAUAUCUCUCAACCGGCCCUCUCAGAAUACGAUAGACGUCGAGACUCAAUACCAGAGGAAGCUGAGGAAGAUCGCCUGGCCCCUUCGCAAAAGCCGGGCAAGACCAAGAGUGAUCAUCUACCACCACCGCCCACUUACGAUGAGGCUACACGGGAAAAGAGGAAAAGUUGGCAUUCCGAUGACAGCACUCCCACUUAACCUCUUUAAAAAAGCUUGAAAUUAAAAAAAAUGAAUAGAAAUCGAUUAAAAUGUACCUUGUACCCUGUAAAGAGCCUUUACAUUUAGAGCCUAGAUUUGGCGGGAAUAUUUGGAAUUUGGAGUUGGAUGGUCUGCUAUGUUAAAAAUGGAUCGCCCUAAAUAUAUUAUGUUUGGCAAAGCGUUGUUUUUAUAUGUCUAUUAGAGGUGCUGACCAUUAUUUCAUAGGUACCUAAAUAUAAAAUAUCUAUAAAUUAUCUGAGUAGCACAAAUAAGGAAAAUAUGUCGUUCCUGUCUGUUCGAGUUUUUACGAAAAACACACACGAGGCUCAGCCAGGUACUAUGGUAUUAUUUGACUUACAAGUACUGAAAUAAUCUCUAUUGUAAUUCGUAUUGAAUAGUUAAUAAUAAUAAUGUAUAAAUAAAUAAUUAGAUACUAAGCCUA